Saccharomyces paradoxus is the source of this 375-nucleotide messenger RNA. RefSeq names its product seripauperin PAU17 (gene PAU17). Gene Ontology annotation, molecular function: structural constituent of cell wall. Gene Ontology annotation, cellular component: fungal-type vacuole; fungal-type cell wall. The record is from RefSeq and is a predicted model, not a curated record. Gene Ontology annotation, biological process: fungal-type cell wall organization. Bases 1 to 375 code for a protein of 124 amino acids. The transcript has a single exon. NCBI's taxonomy places the organism in Eukaryota, Fungi, Ascomycota, Saccharomycetes, Saccharomycetales, Saccharomycetaceae.
AUGGUCAAAUUAACUUCAAUUGCUGCUGGUGUCGCCGCCAUCGCUGCCGGUGUUGCCGCUGCCCCUGCCACUACUACUUUAUCUCCAUCUGACGAAAGAGUUAACUUGGUUGAAUUAGGUGUCUACGUCUCCGAUAUCAGAGCUCAUUUGGCUGACUAUUAUAUGUUCCAAGCUGCCCAUCCAACUGAAACUUACCCAGCUGAAAUUGCUGAAGCUGUUUUCAACUACGGUGAUUUCACCACCAUGUUGACCGGUAUUCCCGCUGACCAAGUCACUAGAGUCAUCACUGGUGUCCCAUGGUACUCCACCAGAUUGAGACCAGCCAUUUCUAGCGCUCUAUCCGCAGAUGGUAUCUACACUGCUGUACCAAACUAG